ACCACCUACUGACCGCAACCUCCCAACUCCUUGUAGCUGCCUCCUCCCUCCCUCCCUCCCUAAACUCGCAAGCAACCUGCGGCCGAGCCGUGCACCAGUUGGUCCUGCGUUGCUGCUAGUGACCACAGCCAUUGUCGGCGACGAUGGGGAGCGUGGUGCGUGCGGCGGCGGCGGCGCUGGUCUUCGUGGCGCUGGCGUCGGCGGCGACUGCGCAGAUGGAGAGCUGCAACGGCGAGCUGCCGCCCGUGCUCGCCGCCAACUACUCGGGCCUGGCAUGCCAGCCCGUCUGGAACAACUUCGUGCUCCGGUAUCACCAGGACAAGAACAACGUCCUGCGCGUCGUCCUGUCCAGCAUGUACAGCACGGGGUGGGUGGGCAUGGGGUUCUCGAGGGACGGCCUCAUGAUCGGCUCCAGUGCCAUGGUGGGGUGGAUCGGCAAGAAGGGGCUCCCCCACAUCCGGCAGUUCGCGCUGCGCGGCAAGAGCAGCUCCAAGGUCGUCGUCGACCGGGGCUUCCUCGUCUCCAACGACCACGACCACACCGUCGUCGUGCAGCAGGCCAAGAUCUACCUCGCCUUCCAGCUCAAGUUCUCCUACCGCCUCACCCACCAGCACAUCAUCAUGGCCUUCGGGAACAGCAUCCCCGUGAAGAACAAGCUCACCAGGCAUCAGGACAAGACCUCCUUCACCUUCGAUUUCACAACGGGCAGGGCUUCCGUCGACGGGUCUUUCCCCUACGGCCUGCGUCGUGCCCACGGCGCACUGAACGUGUUCGCGUGGGGCGUCCUCAUGCCCAUCGGCGCCAUCCUGGCGCGCUACUUCCGGCGGGUGGACCCGCUCUGGUUCUACCUCCACGUAGGCCUCCAGUUCGUCGGGUUCAUCAUCGGUCUCGCCGGCGUCGUGGCCGGGGUGGCGCUGUACAGCAAGAUCCAGGCCGACAUCCCCGCGCACAGAGGCCUCGGCAUCUUCGUCCUCUUCCUCGGCAUCUUGCAGAUCCUGGCGUUCUUCCUGCGGCCGAACGCGGACUCCAAGUACCGCAAGUACUGGAACUGGUACCACCACUGGGCGGGGCGGCUGGCGCUCUUCUUCGCGGCCGUCAACAUCGUGCUGGGGAUCCACGUCGGCGGCGCGGACAACUCGUGGAAGAUCGGCUACGGCUUCAACCUGGCCGUCAUCCUCGUCGCCGUCAUCGCGCUGGAGUUCAUGCUGUGGACGAGGUGGUCCAAGAACAGCACCUCGACCCCGACGUACUAAUGGCAGCUGACCGACGUGGGUGGGUGGGCUGGUGGCGCUGUGAUGACAGCCCUGUGCCCCUGUUUUUACUUUUUAUUUUUGGGUUUUUUUACGAGGGUCUGAUGUCGUGUUGCUUGGACCCUGUUUUUGUUUGUGUUCUUCAGAACGGCAACUGUAAGUGUGAGUUUCAGCAAGUGCAAUUGCACUGCCGGUAGUUCUGCAAUGUGCACGCCUGGUAUAGUGGUAUAUGAUUUUUUCAAAAAAAAAUGUUAUGGUGGUGUAUGAUAAUUUGAACGAGAAUGACUUGCCUAUUGCUCACCAA
Panicum hallii is the source of this 1554-nucleotide messenger RNA. Its product is annotated as cytochrome b561 and DOMON domain-containing protein At3g61750-like. Lineage: Eukaryota; Viridiplantae; Streptophyta; Magnoliopsida; Poales; Poaceae. The transcript is spliced from 4 exons. The record is from RefSeq and is a predicted model, not a curated record. Bases 144 to 1253 code for a protein of 369 amino acids.